Molecule: messenger RNA, 603 nt
Organism: Anarrhichthys ocellatus (wolf-eel)
Lineage: Eukaryota; Metazoa; Chordata; Actinopteri; Perciformes; Anarhichadidae
Gene: il11a
Product: interleukin 11a
Exons: 5
Coding region: 1-603 (200 amino acids)
Biological process (GO): positive regulation of cell population proliferation; positive regulation of MAPK cascade
Cellular component (GO): cytoplasm
Molecular function (GO): growth factor activity; cytokine activity
Source: RefSeq, a predicted model, not a curated record
AUGAAAUUGCUGCUCGACUCCUCCUCGUCGCUCCUCUUCUCGCUGCUAUUGGCUCAGCUGCCCGUGUUCACGAAUGCCUCUCCAGUACCACAGCGGCGGCCCACUGACAUGGACAAACUGUCCAAUCAGACCAAAAAUCUAAUGAAGCUCACCCAAGAACUGCUGAGGGAGCAUGCAUUUGACUCAGAUGUGGAGCCCCACAGGUUCAGGUCUCUGCCAGAAAUGAGCAACAGAUCAGCCAAUAACCUCAACAAUCUUGAGCUGAAGCCCACACUCUCACAGCUGCAUGCUGACCUGAAGCUGUAUGAGCACCACUUUGAGUGGCUGAACAAGGUUUCAAAGAAGCACCACCACCCUGCACUGCCCAAGCUGGUGGAGAUGAUCAGAGAAAUGAAAUCUCUCAUCAAUCUGCUACACCGUCAGAUGCUGAGAGUUGAAGCACCAAGGUUGACUCAGGUGACCCCCUCCCUCCCCCCUCACCUCCCCUAUCAGUUUGAUGUCCUGCAGUCCAGCCAUGAGCUUCUCCAACACUUCAAGCUCUUCUGUGAUUGGGCAUACCGAGCAUUCAUCAGCCUCAAGCCCAAAGUCUCUGUAGCACAAUGA